This is a messenger RNA of Vigna unguiculata (cowpea), 429 nucleotides long. RefSeq lists its product as uncharacterized. Lineage: Eukaryota; Viridiplantae; Streptophyta; Magnoliopsida; Fabales; Fabaceae. The record is from RefSeq and is a predicted model, not a curated record.
AUGAACAAAUUGAUUGCUGAGUUAAAAACACAAACGCAGCAGCCGUCAACCCUUCCCCUUGCUCUCACGAAAAGCUCUGCUAGAGUUUGCCCUAAGGUCCCCUUCCUUCGAGCUCGAACUCUGUCCCUGUUCACUUCAGCUGCUAACCGCCCUAGGGACAGUCCUACCUUCGUUGUGCGGGUCGGAGCGUUUGCUAGCUUAAAUCCCAGAUGGGCGAGGUUCUCAUGGGCAACAAGGGAAUGGCGACUCCGCUACUUAGCCAUCUGGGCUGAAGCUUACACUUCUCCUCUUCAUGUCUUCUUUAGGGCUAUGGCCCUUGUAUUCGUAGUUUUUAGAUUAUAAACUCUUAGUUAAACUGUUAUCCCGCUUUUGUUGGCAUCGUGGUGUGCCUAGUUUUGUAGGGGUGAUGUUGGGAACCCCAGGACUGCG